AUGCCUCGACUAAGGCAAUUAGUUCCGGCAGGAUUUAGCAAUCCAAUUCAGGUUUAUACACGACUUAUCUUUAACUCUGCAUCCAAACCAUUUUCUACAACUACCAGUCCUUCCAACGCCCAGCGGGCCAUUAGCCAGAUCCAAACACGUUUAGAGAAGCUGACAAAAGAAUAUGAAGACUAUAAUGGAAUUCGUAAGGAGCAGUCUGAUGAAGAUGUCCGAGGCACAAAUCUUAUCAAAUUCAAUGAUUUUUCUCAUAGAAGAGGUGAUUUAGAGAAACUCCGAGUUGUUCCUCGGGACCAAGCUUUUUACAUGGCUAAUCCUCCUCAUGAAGAGAUUAUGCGUAAAUUAAGCGAUUUAUUGGACAAGAACAUUAAUUUACCCCUUGCUUCACCUCAGACAUAUGUUCGACCCUCUUGGUUGCCAAUGAAAGAUUAUGCAAACAUGGCAGGAGGAACUCGACUAAGACCAUCUAAUUACAGAGAAUUCAUCAAGCUUGCAUCCCGUCUCGAUUCCAUCGAUCCUCAAUUAAUACCUAGUGAUGUUGUUACCAUUCUCGACGCUUUCAAAAGAAAGGAAACCACUGCAUCAAAUAAAACUCCCAUCAAGGUACUCGACAAUAUGGGGCGAGCAAUUGCUGUUGGUAGAAGAAAAACAUCAUCAGCCCGGGUCAUUGUAGUUAAAGCAAGUGAGGAAAUCAAGGGUCAAUUUUUGGUUAAUGGGCGCCCUCUUGAUGUUCAUUUUGAUCGUUUGCAAGAUAGAACCACUGCUCUGUUCCCUCUAAAGGUGAUUGAGGGAAUGGGUUCGUAUAAUGUCUUUGCUACUGUUCAUGGUGGUGGUCUGACCGGACAAUGUGGAGCUAUUGCUCUCGGUCUUACUAAGGCCCUUAUUAUUCAUAAUCCUAUUCUCGGCAAGAGAUUGUCUAAGGCUGGUUGUACGAAACGUGACACUCGUGUCAAGGAGAGAAAGAAGCCUGGUAAGCCUAAGGCCAGAAAAUCAAACACCUGGGUCAAGCGUUGA
Sugiyamaella lignohabitans is the source of this 1020-nucleotide messenger RNA. RefSeq names its product mitochondrial 37S ribosomal protein MRPS9 (gene MRPS9). The coding region runs from base 1 to 1020 and encodes 339 amino acids. Gene Ontology annotation, molecular function: structural constituent of ribosome; RNA binding. Gene Ontology annotation, cellular component: ribosome; mitochondrial small ribosomal subunit. The record is from RefSeq and is a predicted model, not a curated record. The transcript has a single exon. Gene Ontology annotation, biological process: translation. NCBI's taxonomy places the organism in Eukaryota, Fungi, Ascomycota, Dipodascomycetes, Dipodascales, Trichomonascaceae.